UUGAAUUAUGCAAGUGUGAACAAUAUCUAUAAGGAGGAAAAUACAAAAAAUAGUGCUAUUUUUAGCUACAUUAUUUUACUAGCUUUGUGUAAGCAUUGGGGUUUUUAGGAUUCUCUUUUACUCUAUGCUUUUGUCAGUCCUUGGGUUCUGAGUCUUUUUUGGGGUUCAGUAUAAUACGAGUGCCAUUGUCUAAAAUCAGCAUCUUUCGGGGUCCUCCUCCUUUUCCCAUCUCCCACUUCCACCUCUGCUUAAAUUCGAAUUCUUUCUGCUCGAUCCGUGGAUUUUCCCGGUUAAAUUUUGCACCUUUCGUCUCUCACCAAGGUGCUGCAUUGGUGGCUAUCUCUGUAAGCAAUUAGCCCUGUGUGGGAACUGGGAAUGAAAAAAGAACCUGCAAGUUAUGCAGUAAUUUAUAUAAGGUCUGAUUAAUUUCUCUGAACAAUGUCGAGGGUUACUAAGUGGAAGAUUGAGAAGACAAAAGUAAAGGUGGUUUUCCGGCUCCAAUUCCAUGCCACACAUAUUCCACAAUCUGGAUGGGAUAAAUUGUUUAUCUCUUUCAUCCCUGCCGACUCUGGGAAGGCUACAUCAAAGACAACCAAAGCAAAUGUGAGAAAUGGAACCUGCAAGUGGGCAGAUCCAAUCUAUGAAACUACAAGACUCCUCCAAGACAUUAAAACUAGACAAUAUGAGGAGAAGUUUUAUAAACUUCUUGUGGGGAUGGGUUCAUCACGAUCUAGCAUCCUUGGCGAGGCCAACAUUAAUCUAGCUGAUUUUGUUGAUGCCUUGAAGCCAACAGCUGUUUCUUUGCCUCUUAAUGGAAGUGAGACUGGAGUCAUGCUACAUGUCACAGUGCAGCUUCUCACUUCCAAAACUGGUUUCAGAGAAUUUGAGCAGCAGAGGGAACUUAGAGAGAAGGGUCUACAGAACACCUCUGACCAAGGUACUCAUGAUGAAUCUGCUGAUAGCAAAGAGUCAUCUCCUGACCAGAAUGUCAAUAAUCAUAUUAAUAAGGUUAAUUCAAGAGUGAAAUUGAAAAGAGAAUCUAAAGAUCUCCCCCGUAUUUCUUCACUUGAAGGAGAAUCAGGGGUAAAUGAAGAGUAUGCUGACUCAGCUGCUGGCUUUGAUGGCUCAUCUAGUACUUCUGGAAGCAUAUAUACUGAAAAGCAUGAUAUCUCCAGUACACAUGAAGUGGACAGUCUUAAAAGCGCAGUCUCUGGUGAUUUAGGUGGACUAUCUCUUGGUCAAAGUCCUCAGCCAGAGAAGGGAGAGGCACCUGAUAAUCAGUUUCCCUCACAGGGAAGUGAUUGGGUUCAUGGUUGGAGCGUAGACUAUUCAGCUGCUUCUGAAGAUAGUAGCAGCAGCAAACUUAAGGGAAAUCUGGCAGCAAUUGAGUCAUCUAUUCUUGAUCUAAAAGUGAAGGUAAGUUCUUUGCAAAACCAUGCUGAUGAAAUAGGCGUUGAAACACUUAAGUUUUCUGGGCAACUUGCUACUGAGAUUUCAUCAGGAGAAGAGUUGGCAAAGGAGGUCACAGUACUAAAGUCAGAAUGUUCAAAGUUUAGAGAUGAGUUUGAGCAGCUUAAAAGUUCUAAGUUGAGAUUGGCAUUCACUCUCAAAGAACCUAUUGAUACAGAUAGGGAUAAAUUAUUUCAAAAUUUACAGCAUAAAUGGAUUAAGGGGCUUUUGCUCAUGGAAGAUAAGUUAAGAGAUAUUCAGAAGGUGUCUAUGGGAUUUCCUGACAGGGAUUUUAGAUUCCUUAACUUGGAGUUAGAAGCACUGGCUGUGAUUUUGCAGAAUCUCAAACAAGAAUCAGGAGAACCAAUUUCAGGGGCCAAAGCUGUCAAUGAAAGAGAGAACAAGAAAAAGGAUUUACAUAAAAGUGAACAAUUUUUAACAGAUAUUGGGUCUGAUGCAGGUUUAUUUCAACCCGAAAACAUGAAUCAUUAUCUUAGCAUACCUGGCCUUGUGUCUAACGAGUUUGGUUCAGUUGAUCCUACCCUUGCUAUGAAAGAAAAAAUCUUUGAACUUCUAAGAGAGCUGGAUGAGUCCAAAACUGAGAGGGAAAGCCUUGUGCGUAAAAUGGACCAGAUGGAGUGCUACUAUGAAGCUCUUAUUCAGGAACUUGAGCAGAAUCAAAGGCAGAUGAUGGCUGAGUUGCAGAACCUUAGGAAUGAACAUUCUACUUGCUUGUAUACAAUUUCUGCUGGUAAGACUGAGAUGGAGAGAAUGCACCAGAAUAUGAAUGAGCAGAUAAUGAAAUUUUCUGAAGACAAUCGCAUUUUGGAGUCUCUGAACAGUGAGUUUGAAAGAAGGGCUACUUCUGCAGAAGCAGCCCUUAAAAGGGCUAGAUUGAACUAUUCUAUUGCCGUUGGUCAAUUGCAAAAAGAUCUUGAACUGCUUUCUUGCCAGGUUCUUUCUAUGCAUGAGACAAAUGAGAAUCUCAUAAAGCAGACCCUUUCUGAUUCUUCAUAUCCAAACACUGAUGGUAGCCCAGAACCAGUGACAUAUCCAAAAAAUUCAGAAGGUCAUACUUCCAGUCGAUUGCUAAGUCAAAACCACAGUUCUUCUUUACAAAGACAACAUUUGGGUGAAGACAUUUUACUUAGUGAUUUGAAAAGAUCACUUCAGUUGCAAGAGGGAUUAUACAGGCAGGUUGAAGAAGAAAUCAGUCAAAUGCAUUUUGUAAAUAUAUACUCAGAUGUGUUUUCUAAGGCUUUGCAAGAAACAUUGCUUGAAGCAAGUCUUGACAUUCAACUCAUGAAAGAGAAAAUUGUUCAACUCUCCCAGCAGCUGGAGCUUACAAAUGAAUCCAAUGAGUUACUGGUGUUGAGGUUGCAGAAUGCUAUGAAUGACAUUGUCUCGCUAAAUGAGUACAAGGAGAUUUGCACUGCAAAGAGCAAUGAUAUUGCUCUCCAGAACCAAAUUUUAGAGGCAAAUUUAAAAGAUCUUGUUCAUGAAAACAAUGUUCUUACUAAGAAAAUUAAUGAGCUGGAAGUUCUUCUAACAGAGUGUAGAAGUUUUGAGGACAAGUACAUGGCAUGCAGUACAGAAAACUCGGAAUUGAAGAGUUUAUUGAAAAAAGAGAGCCUAGAAAGUAAUCAUCUUCUCGGUGAAAUAUCCAUUUUGCAAGAAGAGUUAAAAUCUCUUGGAACUAAAUUUGACGAGCAAGUUUCUAUGAAGGAUAAUCUGCAGAAUAAUGUCAUCUUUUUUUCUAAUAAGUUGCAGAAAUUGCUUGCAUCAUAUGAAGAAAGACAAGGUGAACUUUCCCUUUGUAGUAGAUCUGCCUGUAUGGACUCAGAAUGUGAAGACUUAGAAGGUCUCUUAUUGCGACUAGAAGAGCUGCAACAGAGUGCGUUUCAUAGAAUCCUGCUACUCAUUGAAGAGAAGGAGAUUUUAGUGCAUGAAAAACAUAUGGCUCACGUAUCUUUAAAUACUGCAGAAUCAGAUGUUCUAGUCAUGAAACAGAAGUUUGAGCAUGAUUUGCAAGAGAUGUUACAUAAGAUAAGUAUGUCAGGUACUCUGUUGCAGAAACUUCAGUUAGAUUUUGAGGUGAUCAUUGACAGGAUUAAUGCUGGUUUUGAAGCUGAAGAAUUAUAUUCUCAGCAUCACAAAGAAUUUUUGUCUGGUCUGGAUCAUUUGGAAGCAGAGCUGCAACAGCUUAAUUCCAGAAAUCAGGACCUUGCUCAAGAAAUAAUAAAGCUAGAUACUUCAUCUAGUGACCUUGAAAUGUGUAAGCUGACCUUGUUAACAAUCAUAGAGGAAAAGAAAGAUUUGGAGUCAUCUUUACAAGAAAAAACAGAAGAAUCUGCCAAGAUUUCAUCCAAGCUUAAUUCUUUGGAGAAGAGCUUGCAUUCUCUGCACAAUGAGUUGCAUGCUGAGAAAACUGUCCGAGAGAAAUUGGAGAAAACAGUUUCAGAUCUUACAACAGAUUUGAAUGAGAAGCAAAUCCAGCUGCAGGGAAAGAAAGAUUUGGAGUUGUCUUUACAGGAAAAAAUAGAAGAAUCUGCUAAGAUUUCAUCUGAGUUUAAUUCUUUGGAGAAGAACUUGCACUCUCUGCACAAUGAGUUGCAUGCUGAGAAAACUGUCAGAGAGAAAUUGGAGAAAACAGUUUCAGAUCUUUCCACAGAAUUGAAUGUGAGGCAAAUCCAGCUGCAGGAAAAGAGAGAUUUGGAGUCAUCUUUACAGGAAAAAACCGAAGAAUCUGCCAUGAUUUCAUCUGAGCUUAAUUCUUUGGAGAAGAACUUGCUUUCUCUGCAUAAUGAGUUGCAUUCUGAGAAAACUGUCAGAGAGAAAUUGGAGAAAACAGUUUCAGAUCUUACCACAGAACUGAAUGCGAAGCAAAUCCAGCUGCAGGAAAAGAAAGAUUUGGAGUUGUCUUUACAGGAAAAAAGAGAAGAAUCUGUCAGGAUUUCAUCUGAGCUUAAUUCCUUGGAGAAGAACUUGCAUUCUCUGCACAAUGAGUUGCAUGCUGAGAAAACUGCCAGAGAGGAAUUGGAGAAAACAAUUUCAGAUCUUACCACAGAAUUGAAUGAGAAGAAAAUGCAGCUGCAGGAAAAGAAAGAUUUGGCUUUGUCUUUACAGGAAAAAGCAGAAGAGUCUGCCAAGAUUUCAUCUGAGUUUAAUUCUUUGGAAAAGAACUUGCAUUCUCUGCAUAAUGAGUUGCAUGCUGAGAAAACUGUCAGAGAGAAAUUGGAGAAAACAAUUUCAGAUCUUACAGUAGAAUUGAAUGAGAAGCAAUGUCAGCUUCAGGACUCAGAUCUGAACAGACAAGAACUGAUCCAUCUGAAGCAAAUGGUGACAGACUUAGAAUUUGAAAAAUCAAGAAUCUCAGAUCUUCAACUGAAAUCUGAGGAACAUCUUAAAGAUGCUUUAAAACAAUAUUCUUCCAUUAGUUGUCUGGAAACUCAGUUAUCUGAAAUGCAUGAAUUUUCUGCAGCUACAGAUGUUGCUAUGACUUAUACAAGAGCUCAGUUUGAGGAUCAUAUGGAGGAGCUUGCUGAGAAACUCCAUUCUACUUGCAGGCAACUUGAUGUGCUUCACAAGAAGAAUCUUGAUGUAGAAUCUGAAUUGGAUGGAUGUCUUUGCAGAGAACUGACUUGCAUUAAAGAAAAUACAAGAUUGUUGACAAGUCUUGACUUCCUGAAAUCUGAGUUAGAGGUCUUGACUGCUCAAAAUAGAGCACUAAUUGAUCAAAACAGUGCAAUGAUGUCCGAGCUCAAGGAGCAUGAGAGUAGGACAGAGAAGGUCAAUGAUACUUCUUAUACUCAUGAAAGACAGUGCAUCCUUGAGGUUGAAAGGAUGGAGCAAUUGCUGGCAAGUUGUUGCAGAGAUGCUGAAGAACUCUUCUUGUCCAAGGAAGAAGCUGAACUCAAGUGUAUAGUUCUCCAGGACAAAUUGGAUGAACUGGAAACUGCAUUCACUUCAUUAAAACAAUCAGACGAUGAGCUGAUAAGGCUGCAGAACCAAUGUAAUGAACUUACCAGGAGGCUUGCUGAACAGGUUUUGAAGACAGAGGAGUUUAAGAAUUUGUCUAUUCAUUUUAAGGAACUAAAAGACAAAGCUGAGGCUGAGAGUCUAAAUGCCCAUGACAGAAGAGGACAUGAAGGAGCACCGGUUGCUAUGCAGGAGUCCUUGAGAAUCGCAUUUAUCAAGGAACAAUAUGAAUCAAAGUUGCAAGAACUAAGACAACAGCUGUCUUUGUCAAAAAAGCAUAGUGAGGAAAUGCUGUGGAAACUACAAGAUGCAAUUGAUGAAACUGAGAAUAGAAAAAAGUCUGAAGCUUCUCAAAUAAAAAUUAAUGAAGAGUUGGGGAUGAAGAUUUUGGAAUUGGAGGCUGAGCUACAGGCUGUAAUUUCUGAUAAACGCAAUUUGUUAAAUGCUUAUGAUCUUAUAAAGGCUGAAAAAGAGUGUUCUGCAAUAAGCCUUGAAUGUUGUAAGCAAGAAAAGCAAGAGCUUGAAGCUUCACUUGUAAAAUGCAAUGAGGAGAAGUCCAAAAUUGAAGUAGAGCUUACCUUGGCAAAGGAAUUAGUUGAGACUUCAAAAUCUCACGUGACUGCUCUGAAUGAGGGCAAUGGUGUAUUCUCCUCUUCAUUGAAUCCUCAAGAAAAAUCUACUCGUGAAGCUUGCAGUCAUGAGCCAGAGAGUGCAAGUUUACUCGUCAAUAUGCAACCCAAGGAUCCUCUUGCACCAAGUGUUAUGAAUGGAUGCCAAACUCUUGGAACUGAAAAGGACUUGCACCAAGAAGAAGUAAUGAAGCAUGUGGCAUCAACUGAAAGUUUGAAAUCUAUCAUUGACCACUUGAAUAAGGAGUUGGAAAGGAUGAAAAACGAGAACAUGCUUUCUUCAGUAGAUGAUCAUAGUCAUGAGUCAAGUUUUCCAGGGCUGCAAAGAGAACUGAUGCAGCUACAUGAGGCCAAUCAAGAGUUAGGAAACAUAUUCCCUGUUUUUGAUAAAUUCUCUGUCAGCGGUAAUGCAUUAGAAAGGGUGCUUGCUUUGGAGAUUGAGCUUGCUGAAGCGUUGCGGACCAAGAAGUCAUCAAGCUUCCAAUUUCAGAGUUCUUUCUUGAAACAGCACAGUGAUGAAGAAGCAGUAUUCCGAAGCUUCAGGGAUAUCAAUGAGCUAAUUAAAGAUAUGUUAGAACUAAAGACAAGACACUCUGCCGUGGAGACAGAACUGAAAGAGAUGCAUGAUCGUUACUCUCAAUUAAGUCUUCAAUUUGCAGAGGUUGAAGGUGAGAGACAAAAACUCAUGAUGACUAUUAAAAAUACUCGAGCAUCUAAGAAGGCUUCAAAUUAAUUCAUCAACCUACCACUUCCUUAUAGCCACAGUAAGGAAGCAUUUUUUACCCCCUUGCACAGGCUAAUAAUAAUUCAUGCUUGAUUAAGAUAUUCGUGGCCCCAUCAUAUCUACCCUUCUGUUUAUUAUAUAUAUAGAUAGAUAGAUUAUGCUAUAUAAGGGGCCCCAUCAGCUAUGGCAAGAGGUUAUAUUUUUGCAAGGGUUGGUAUGGUGUUACAUCAUUUCCAAAGUUAAGCAGCAGAUAAUACUUUUGUGUAAAUAAAAUAAUAUGUUAAGAAUCCAAGUAUAUAUCCCUGUAACAUCUUUGACCCGAGCCUGAAUACUGCAAUUGUUUUUCUGUACAGGAACAUUAUUUCUAUUUAAAACAAUUUUGUGAAAA
Molecule: messenger RNA, 7168 nt
Organism: Cajanus cajan (pigeon pea)
Lineage: Eukaryota; Viridiplantae; Streptophyta; Magnoliopsida; Fabales; Fabaceae
Product: sporulation-specific protein
Source: RefSeq, a predicted model, not a curated record